UGACACUGAAACACCCACUGAAGAAAACCAUUUUGGAUGUUCUGCUGCCACAUUCCAUGCAGAAGAUUGAAGACCUGAAAGCCGAGUUGGCCCAGCAGGAAGAAAGACAUGCCAACGAAGUGAAGAGGAUCCAAGAUGAGAUCGAUGAGCUCCGCAGGCGUGUGCGAGAGGUGGAGGAGACGGAGCCGCGGUGUAUUGGAUUCAACGACAGCACCGAUUCCUUCGUUCGAAAGGUGGAGUGGACCAUCAAGAACUUCAAGAGCGAGGAGAAGCUGAGCCCCAAGGGCACGCCGAUGUGGUCCCCCCGCUUCAAGCUGGCGGGGAUCAGUGAAGUGCGUUUAGAAUUCCUCCCCAACGGCCGUGAGAAGUCGUGGUCCGGCUUUUGCUCCCUCUUCCUUUGGUGUCCACCUGGAACAAGGAUCAGGUAUCAACUCUGGGUGGGGUCCUUUAUGAAGGCUCCAGAUGAGGACACGUACGACGCGGAAGUGGGCCACGGCCACUCCAACUUCUGUCCCUUAGCGCCGGAGAUCGACCUGGCGAACGACAGCGUCACCGUGGGAUGCAACAUCUUUGAGGUCAUGACCACCUACGAGAUGACUGAAAGGAACCUCAAGCUGUCUGCUUGGCCGCUGCAACAGUGGGUCAAGAAGGAGGCGGAGGUCUUGGAGAACCGCGGGGUGAAGUCCAUCUCGUGGAAAGUCCACAAGGUGGGAAAUGCCUUGCACCUCUAUCAAAGAGGCGCCUCAAUAUGCAGCCCCUGCUUCACGGCAGCUGGCAUCAGCGACAUCCAGAUGGAGUUUUAUCCCAACGGCUGCGCUGCGACCAAGAAGGACGGCUUCUGCUCCCUCUAUGUGAGAUGCCCGGAGAAAGUGGUUUUGAUCGUGACCUUGAUUGUGGGCAAGGUCAAGAAGGGGCCGAUCAGGACCACCUUCGACCGGGGAUCCGGGAAGGGCUUGCCCGACUUCUGCAGUUUGAAGGAGCAGAUCAAUGAUGAUGACACUGUGGAUGUAGGCAUUGAGCUGCAAAGUCGGCCGGCCGCCACGGUGCUCACUCUCGAGGGUCGCUGAGGGCGGAAGAGAAUCCGAUCAAAAAAUGCUGUUCGUUCUUCGCCAAUUCAAGACGAUGUGCA
This is a messenger RNA of Durusdinium trenchii, 1129 nucleotides long. The record is from the annotation of a GenBank genome assembly. NCBI's taxonomy places the organism in Eukaryota, Dinophyceae, Suessiales, Symbiodiniaceae.